Molecule: messenger RNA, 4296 nt
Organism: Suncus etruscus (white-toothed pygmy shrew)
Lineage: Eukaryota; Metazoa; Chordata; Mammalia; Eulipotyphla; Soricidae
Gene: ATXN7L1
Product: ataxin 7 like 1
Exons: 12
Coding region: 79-2655 (858 amino acids)
Source: RefSeq, a predicted model, not a curated record
UCGCUCGCUCGCUCGCUCCCUCCGCCCGGCCGGCCGCCCUCCCCCUUUCAGAACACUCAAUGUCGGAACGUUCCGAAGAUGACGUCGGAGCGUUCUCGAAUCCCGUGUCUCUCGGCUGCUGCUGCCGAAGGAACAGGGAAAAAGCAACAAGAAGGAAGAGCAAUGGCGACACUGGAUCGCAAAGUGCCCAGUCCGGAGGCGUUUCUGGGCAAACCCUGGUCCUCCUGGAUCGACGCCGCCAAAUUGCACGGCUCGGACAAUGUAGAUUUAGAAGAGGCUGGAAAAGAGGGUGGAAAAAGCAGGGAGGUUAUGAGGCUUAAUAAAGAAGAUAUGCACUUGUUUGGCCAUUACCCAGCACAUGACGCCUUCUAUCUCGUCGUGUGCAGUGCCUGUAAUCAGGUCGUCAAGCCACAGGUUUUCCAGGCGCACUGCGAGAGAAGACACGGUUCAAUGUGCAGACCCUCUCUCUCUCCAGCGUCUCCACCCUCCAAUUCCAGGACAUCACUUGUCCCAGUGAGAACCAAGACCUGUCUCAGCGGCCAUAACUCUGCCAGCAGCACCUCAAAGCCAUUCAAAACGCCCAAAGACAAUCUACUUACCUCCAGCAGCAAACAGCACACAGUCUUUCCUGCAAAAGGAUCAAGAGACAAACCAUGCGUUCCAGUUCCUAUAGUCAGUUUAGAGAAAAUUCCUAACCUAGUGAAGGCAGAUGGUGCCAAUGUCAGAAUGAACUCUUCAGCCCCCACGGCAGUCACCUCCUGCGCCACCUCUUCCUCUGCGGUCUCCACCCCACCUCUUGCUAAGCCAGUCUUGAUGUCCAAGUCGGUGCCACCUUCCCCUGAGAAGAUCUUAAACGGGAAAGGAAUCCUCUCUGCCACCAUAGACAAGAAACAUCAAAAUGGCACCAAAAACAACAACAAGCCUUACAGGAGACUUUCAGAGAGAGAAUUUGACCCAAAUAAACACUGUGGAGUAUUGGAUCCCGAGACAAAGAAACCUUGCACAAGAUCCCUCACCUGCAAGACACACUCGCUAAGCCAUCGGAGGGCAGUCCCGGGCCGAAAAAAGCAAUUCGACCUCCUUCUGGCAGAACACAAAGCCAAGUCCCGGGAAAAAGAAGCGAAGGAUAAAGAGCAUCUCCUGGCUUCCACAAGGGAGGUGCUUGUCAACCCGCCCGGGCCAGGGCCUGAGACUCUGCUGGGAUCUUCAGGGAACUUGGGGCCAGAACCUAAAGUCGCCUCCCCUGCGAAAUCCAGACCACCUAACUCUGUGCUUCCUCGACCGUCAUCUGCAAAUAGCAUAAGCAGCAGCACAUCUUCAAAUCACAGUGGCUACACUCCGGAACCCCCUCUGCCCCCCGCUGGAGCUGACCUCGCCAACCGACUGUCGAGUGAUGAAGGGGAGAUGGAUGGAGCCGAGGACUCUGAGAAGCUAGACUGUCAGUACUCCAGCCAUCACCCCAGACCUCUUGCGUUUUGCUCAUUUGGAAGUCGCCUCAUGGGACGCGGGUACUAUGUUUUUGAUAGAAGAUGGGACCGUUUUCGACUUGCGCUAAACUCCAUGGUAGAAAAACACUUGAAUUCACAGAUGUGGAAGAAGAUCCCUCCUGCGGCAGAUAGCCCCAUGCCCUCGCCAGCAGCCCACAUCACCACCCCCGUUCCGGCACCCGUUUUUCAGCCUUUCAGCAACCCCAGUGCUGUGUAUCUUCCUUCAGCUCCCAUCAGCUCGAGGCUCACCUCUUCUUACAUCAUGACAUCAGCCAUGCUCUCAAACGCAGCUUUCGUGGCAUCGCCGGAUCCGAGCGCCCUCAUGCCCCACACCUCAGCUUUCCCUCAUGUGGCUGCCACUCUCAGCAUCAUGGACUCAACUUUCAAGGCCCCAUCUGCCGUGUCCCCAAUACCAGCCGUCAUCCCCUCCCCCUCCCCCCACAAGCCAUCCAAAAUCAAAACCAGCAAAUCCUCAAAAGUCAAAGACCUGUCCCCUCGUAGCGACGAGUCUCCAAGUAACAAAAAGAGGAAGCCGCAGCCUUCGACUUCCUCCUCCUCUUCCUCCUCAUUAUCCUUGCCGACACCCCUCUCGUCUCCAUUAUCAGGGCCCCACAAAAAGAACUGUGUCUUGAACGCCAGUUCCGCGUUGAACUCCUAUCAGGCGGGCCCCCCCUAUAAUAGUUUGUCCGCACACAGCGCCAACAAUGGGGUGAGCCCACUCAGUGCCAAACUGGAGCCCCCAGGACGGACCUCGCUGCCUGGUGGCCCCAUGGACCUCAUGAGACACAUGGGCUCAGUGGGCGGCAGUGACCCCUGUCCCCUCUCAGUACCCUCCCUGGCAGGGGACCUUUCCCUGGCCGCACACAAUGCCGUGGCUUCUCUGCCCCUCUCUUUUGACAAAUCAGAAGGAAAAAAGCGUAAGAACUCGAGUUCUAGUAGCAAAGCCUGUAAAAUCACUAAAAUGCCUGGUAUGAAUAGUGUUCACAAAAAGAACCCACCCAGCCUCCUCGCAGCCGUGCCCGACCCCGCUAACAGCGUCUCCGCUCGGCAGGUUGGGAAAAAUAGCAGCCUAGCUUUGUCACAAUCCAGUCCUUCCAGUCUAUCCAGUCCUGGACACAGCAGACCGAAGACCACAAACAGAACGGGCAGGAUAAGGACUCUACCAUAAUCAGACUACAGGGCCACUUCCAAACUGAAUCCUGACACCCAUGGCUGGCAGAGGAACAGGGAGGGAGUGGUCAAUGUGGGGAGAGUCUUUCUGGUGCCCUGUCUAUGGCUCUGGUCUUUUCCCCUUUUUUCAAUUUGACCAAUUUUUAGUUUUGAAGAAGAAAAAGGCAAAAGAACAUGAGAUGGAGAUUUAUAGAAAGAGAUACCAGUGUUUCUGUUGCCUUCAUUUGCCGUAUGUCUGCAUCCUUCCAAGCUUGGGGGUCACUCCUCUAGCUUCUGUCUGAUGCUACUGUAGCACCAUCAUUUUAUUCCUGGUCUGCAUCUGAAACUUCAGCCCUAGGAGUGCAGCUUCCUCUCCCCUCCCCCAAUCGCCAGUCCCUCCUAUCUGCCACUCCACACUCAUCCACUGACCAUCAGAGGAGCUGUCUGCUGUCUGCUUCCCUCUGGACAGCACAAAAAGGGGAGUGGACUUUGCUGCUGAGGAUCCGGUUUGUGAUAGGAGGCAAGAGGAGAGAGCAGGACUGUUUCUGAAUGCCCAUCCUGUUUCUUGGUGCCACCACUGAGACUGAGCCAACUACUCCCUGCAGACUUGACAAUGGUAUUUACUGAUGUAGUGUCCCCUGUACUUCUGUCUGGUCUUAGCGCAGAAGGGAUAGAACAGUCAGGGACAGGGGCUGGAACAAGCUUAGGAGAUGGAGGAAGUAGAGAAGGGGGAGGCAGAGUAGGACAAAAUGUUCCUCCAAAGAAGGCUGAACCUGAGGGACAGUAGCCAUCUACUCAUUAGGAUUCCAUGCUGUAUAGUCUCUUCUAAGGCACAGUAUGCAAGGGACCAAAGCUGAGUGAGCCACAGAAGGAAGCAUCUCAGAGAAAAGGUGCAAGAGCCUGGGCAGCAAGCCAUCCCAGAGUCCUCACUAAAGAAAUUCUCCACUUGCCCACAAGUGCUAGCUAGCUAGGUUAGAAGAAAGAGAAACGAGGAAGGAGAAAGUAUCGAAUCCUUGGGUAUAAGAAAUACUAGCACUGCACAUCUGUAGAUCAGGGGAAUUGCACCCCCAGUUAUCACCACUCCAGGAAGUAGUAAGCCACCAACUUACUUUUUCUUUAGAAAAACUGACAUCCUUCAGCUAUCCAACUGCUCACACUGGAGUUUUGAAAGAAACAGUAGUACCAUAAGCUCUUAUAGGGAAUCCUAUUUGGGAAAGGAACUCACAAUAACAAGCAGAGGUUCUGUGCUGUUCGUCAUGUCAUUCUGCAUAUGACAGAAUGCCAGAAAUUCAAAGAUUUUGCUUCACCACUUUAUUAGAGGUGAAUGCCAAUGUUACAGCGAGGCAGAAAAUCUCAUCUCUUCCCCAGAGUUUUGCCCAUGUCCUCCCAUCUAUCCCCCCAACCCAAAGAUCAGACUACUGUUAUGUUUCCCCUCACGAUUGGAUUUUGCAAAGACGGGAGGCAAUUGGAGUGAUUUGCAUCAAUGAAAUUGCACUGACAGUGUUUCUUAUAAGAUUACUAAAAUUUUUAAUAUAAAAUGAAGAUUUUUUUAAAAAUCAGGAAUUGAUAUUAGGUACCAGGACAUUAGUUAAGAUAAUUUCAUUUUUAUUUCUACAGUGUUAAAAGUGCACUUAUAUGCUGGUUUAUUUACAUCUUGGGA